AUGGAAGUUUCCACAAGUGAUACACAAAGUACUAGUAAUGGAACAUCAAGAGUAGAUAUUAAAAGAGAGCCUACUGAGAAUGCUGAAGUCUCUACUCAAGCUGGUGGUGAUGCUGAUACCAGAAAUCAAAAUGAACUAGAGGCCAAUAGACUAGGCGGUGAUAGAAAAGUUAAAGGCACAUCCCCCCAACCUGGAGCAAGUACUGGUAGAUCAAUGGAAGUCGAAAAUGGAGCAAACAACAGUAAAAAUCAGGAAACUCAAUAUGAGAAUGUUGCAACAAGAAAGACAGAAAAUGCAGGAUUAUCAGCCCCUGACUUACAACUGGAUUGGCUUACUGAUAGUAGUUCAGAUGAUGAUGUACAAGUAUUGGGAGAAGAAAAUAAUCAACAGGAGGUGAUUGAUUUGACGAGUUCACCGGGCGCCAACGUGCCAGUGGAGUCGCCUAGUCACAAUUCGCCGAUACCAGAGCCAAUGGUUUCGGCGCCUCGGGCCCCUUGCCCGCCGAGCCACUCGCCGUACCACCAUGGCACAGUAUACGAACCGCAGAGGGCGAGUGACAUACCCAUCUACCACCACCAUCAUCCACAUAUACCACAUCCAUUUGUUCGUACAAGAGUGCGAGUUGGUACCUGCAUGGUGCCUUGUCCUACGUGCUGCUGCGCCCCAAACGCCCACACUCAUCCCCCUCCACCGAUGGCUCAUCUAGGAGAUCGACGUCGCAAUGCAGUACCUAUACCGCCCCCAUACCUGGUUCAUGAACGUUUAUGGCAGCGUCAGCAACACAUGCUGGAAGUACAAAGGCGAAGUAUGAUGGGCGAAAUGGUAGGGGGUUUGGGACCUGGACUGAAUCAAUAUCCACCCGCUUAUGCAGCUUCACCACGACCCACAACAUAUCUAUCUUUUCCAGAUCACUUUGAACAAAAUGAUGGAGGACAAAUGCCUAUGAUGCUAGAUGGCCAGAAUGUCCACCAUCAUAUGCACCAUCACCUUCAGAUGAAUCCAUCUCACCUGCAUAUAUCAAUCCAGCCAUCUGUUAUGGGCCCGUCGCUCUCGCUGGCGGCGCACAUGGCGGCGAUGGUGCGCGCCGCGUCCGCGUCGGAGGCGCGCCGCUCGUCGCGCGGCGCGUCGCGCGCCGUCAUCGAGCGCAACACGUACCGGCACGCGUACGCCCGCCCCGCGCCCCACCACCAGGACGAGAAGUGCACCAUCUGCCUCUCGAUAUUCGAGGUCGAGUCCGACUGCAGGCGGUUGCCAUGCAUGCACCUAUUCCACAUGGAGUGUGUCGACCAGUGGCUCAGCACCAACAAGCAUUGCCCAAUCUGUCGUGUUGACAUUGAAACACACCUAAACAAGGACGCAAAUUUC
Molecule: messenger RNA, 1365 nt
Organism: Iphiclides podalirius (scarce swallowtail)
Lineage: Eukaryota; Metazoa; Arthropoda; Insecta; Lepidoptera; Papilionidae
Source: the annotation of a GenBank genome assembly